GCUUCGCUUACAACCAUUCCCACGCUGCUAUGUCUCUCCAGCCGUUCAUAUCCCUGUAUCGAUAUGCUCUUGAGCCAAUAGCACCAUUUACCUGGUUCGGUACCAACGUCUGCUCCCUUGACCUGGUAGCAGUGUUCCGGCUUUGUGUCGCCUUGAGACAGAUGAGGGAAAACUUGUAUGCCAAACAUCAGCGAACCGCUGGAGAGAAUAGACUCGUGCCUGCAGAGGAGAGGUCCUUCGUGAGAGACGCAUGCACCGUGCUGACAGUUGUAUUUGGAGGAGAGGCUAUCAUAGGUCCUCUACUUGGUAUUCUGCCAUCUUUCAUGCUCUCCAGUAUUUCCCCCGGAUUGUACAUUGCCGCACAUGCGAUUGUAGAGUAUAUUCCUGUCCUGCCGUCCGUGUCACUCAGCACCGAGCUCCCUCUAUCAUUUGUCGACGGAUUUACACGCGCAAUGCUUCUCUGCAGCCUCAUACCACCACCCGUCAUCACCCACACGUCUCCCGUUGUCGCAUCUUCCCCGUGGGCUCUCCUGCUCUCCUCUUUCAUAAUCACAAAUGGCGGCUUCUUUAUAACGAACAUGUUCUCCUUUGUUGAGCCCACCCCGCUUACAUUGACGACUCCCGCUGAGCUUCAGCCCUAUGGCUGGACAGCCACUGACCUCUGGUCCGCCCCGCUUAUCACGGGGUUCUAUGCCCUGCUCACACACGCCCAGCCGUUCUGGGCUGAGUUCCAUAGUGUAAUUUCGACUGUCCUCGGAGGCGCUGGCGGUAAAGUUGAACCGAUGGACCCCGAGUCUGCUCGUGCGCUGUGCGCGCUCAUUCUCGUGGGAAUAUUCUCCACCCGGACUGCGAAGAACUUCGGGCUUCUUUGGAAGAAGAGCGUCGCAGAAAAGAUCAAGAUUCAGUGAAUACCCAGCGUGAUUUUGGGUUUAUGCCCCUUGCUGUCAAAUCUACAUGACAUUUAUGAACGAUAUAUACUUGCCUUUACUGGGGCCACGAA
Suillus clintonianus is the source of this 1000-nucleotide messenger RNA. RefSeq lists its product as uncharacterized. The transcript is spliced from 4 exons. Bases 30 to 908 code for a protein of 292 amino acids. The record is from RefSeq and is a predicted model, not a curated record. Lineage: Eukaryota; Fungi; Basidiomycota; Agaricomycetes; Boletales; Suillaceae.